Molecule: messenger RNA, 4791 nt
Organism: Pipistrellus kuhlii (Kuhl's pipistrelle)
Lineage: Eukaryota; Metazoa; Chordata; Mammalia; Chiroptera; Vespertilionidae
Gene: EDEM1
Product: ER degradation enhancing alpha-mannosidase like protein 1
Exons: 12
Coding region: 126-2069 (647 amino acids)
Biological process (GO): mannose trimming involved in glycoprotein ERAD pathway; endoplasmic reticulum mannose trimming; carbohydrate metabolic process
Cellular component (GO): endoplasmic reticulum; membrane
Molecular function (GO): mannosyl-oligosaccharide 1,2-alpha-mannosidase activity; calcium ion binding
Source: RefSeq, a predicted model, not a curated record
GGUGCGUCACCCCGGAGUUCCUUAAAGGGAAAGCGAGCGGGCGGCGGGCGCACGGGAGCGCGGCGCGGCUGUGGCGGCGGCGGAGGCCCCGCGCGCUGGGAGGAUGCCCGCGGCGCCCGGCCACCAUGCAAUGGCGAGCGCUCGUCCUGGGGCUGCUGCUCCUGCGGCUCGGCCUCCACGGCGCGCUGUGGCUGGUCUUCGGGCUGGGGCCCAGCAUGGGCUUCUACCAGCGCUUCCCGCUCAGCUUCGGCUUCCCGCGCCUGACGGGCCCCGGCGGCCCCGCCCCGGGCCCCGCUGAGCCGCCCGGGGGCCCGGCGGGGCCGGCGUGGCGGCGGCCGGGGCCCGGCGCGGCGGGGCGGGCCCCGCGGCGGCGGCCGGGCGUGUGCGGCCCGGCGCACUGGGGCGCCGUGCUGGGCGGCCGGGGCGGCGGGCCGGACGAGUACGAGCGGCGCUACAGCGGCGCCUUCCCCCCGCAGCUGCGCGCCCGGAUGCGCGACCUGGCGCGCGGCAUGUUCGUCUUCGGCUACGACAACUACAUGGCGCACGCCUUCCCGCAGGACGAGCUCAACCCCAUCGACUGCGGGGGCCGGGGCCCGGACCGCGGGGACCCCUCCAACCUGAACAUCAACGAUGUGCUGGGCAACUACUCGCUGACGCUCGUGGACGCGCUGGACACGCUGGCAAUCAUGGGAAACGCGUCCGAGUUCCAGAAGGCGGUCAAGCUGGUGAUCAACACCGUGUCGUUCGACAAGGACUCCACCGUGCAGGUCUUCGAGGCCACGAUCAGGGUCCUGGGCAGCCUCCUGUCCGCCCACAGGAUCAUCACGGACGCCAAGCAGCCCUUCGGCGACAUGACCAUCAAGGACUACGACAACGAGCUGCUGCACAUGGCCCACGACCUGGCCGUGCGGCUGCUGCCGGCCUUCGAGAACACCAAGACCGGGAUUCCCUACCCCCGGGUGAACCUGAAGACAGGGGUGCCCCCCGACAGCAACAACGAGACGUGCACGGCCGGCGCCGGCUCCCUGCUGGUGGAGUUCGGGAUGCUGAGCCGGCUGCUGGGCGACUCCACCUUCGAGUGGGUGGCCCGCCGCGCGGUGAAGGCGCUGUGGAGCCUCCGGAGCAGCGGCACCGGGCUGCUAGGCAACGUCGUCAACAUCCAGACGGGCCACUGGGUGGGGAAGCAGAGUGGCCUGGGCGCCGGGCUGGACUCCUUCUACGAGUACCUCCUCAAGUCCUACAUCCUCUUCGGCGAGAAGGAGGACCUGGACAUGUUCAACGCCGCCUACCACAGCAUCCAGAGCUACCUGCGCCGCGGCCGGGAGGCCUGCAACGAGGGCGAGGGGGACCCCCCGCUGUACGUCAACGUGGACAUGUUCAGCGGGCGGCUGAUGAACACGUGGAUGGACUCGCUGCAGGCCUUCUUCCCGGGGCUGCAGGUGCUGAUCGGAGACGUGGAGGACGCCAUCUGCCUGCACGCCUUCUACUACGCCAUCUGGAAGCGCUACGGGGCGCUCCCCGAGCGCUACAACUGGCAGCUGCAGGCCCCCGACGUCUUCUUCUACCCGCUGCGGCCCGAGCUGGUGGAGUCCACCUACCUCCUGUACCAGGCGACCAAGAACCCCUUCUACCUCCACGUGGGCAUGGACAUCCUGCAGAGUCUGGAAAAGUACACGAAAGUCAAGUGCGGGUACGCCACGCUGCACCACGUCAUUGACAAGUCCAAGGAGGACCGCAUGGAGAGCUUCUUCCUCAGCGAGACCUGCAAGUACCUGUACCUGCUGUUCGACGAGGAGAACCCGGUGCACAAGGCCGGCACCCGGUACAUGUUCACCACCGAGGGCCACGUGGUGUCGGUGGACCGGCACCUGCGGGAGGCGCCGUGGAAGGAGUUCUUCCCCGAGGAGCCCGGGCGCGCGGCCGGGUCCCUGCACAGGCCGGCGGCCCCCGACCUGAGAGCCCUCAACUCCAGCUCCAACUGCAACCGCGUCCCCGACGAGAGGAGGUACUCGCUGCCCCUGAAGAGCGUCUACAUGCGCCAGAUCGACCAGAUGGUCGGCCUGAUCUGACUGCUGGCUGCUCUGGGCCCUGCCGCCCGAACCAAAGGCGGCAUCCGCCACGCCGGCCACGCCGGGACCCUGUCAGCUCCUCGCCCGCGUCCAGCAGUGUCCUGCUUCCCUAGUGUUUCUCUCUGUCAAUAAAAAGCCGCUUUCUUACGGGUGUGAUGUGAGGUGAGAGGAGCUGCUGAUGCCAUCGGCACCACGGACGAUCUCCGUGCCCGGACACCGUGUGGCCGCCCCCGUCAGCGCCUGUGGAUGGAGCCUGCGGAGGCCUGCGUCCCGGCCUCCCUGCCUGCUGCCUUUGUCGUCCUCUCUCCGUCGGAUCACUGGGCUCUCCCGGUGUCAGCGUCGCCGUGACGGUGGGUCACGUGGGGAGAAGAAGCCAUCAGCGGCCUGUUAGCCCCCGGAGCCCUCGCCGUGUUGCCGGUUCUGCGCUGACGAGUAGCCGUCCGUGGCGGCGUCGCACCGAGCUUCGAGGGGGACCCCGGACGUGUCUGACCGUCGCUGGGACUGCCUGGGGGCUGCGUAGCCCCAGAACCAGGUGCCUUUUGGGGAGAGAAGCACCCCGAGCCUGCCUCUGCUGCGCCCGCCACGUGGUCACGGACCAGGAUGCUCAGCUCCGACCGUGUCCGUGUCUGUCUCCGUGUCUCGUGCCAAGUACCUGAGUCAGGGAGCCGGUGCCCGCGACCAGUGCCUUACGUGGUCACAGCUGCCGCCGUGGCUCCAACAGGCAUGUUCUGUGUAGCCACAUGGCGGGAUGGGGAACGAACGGUGGGUGGGGCGGGCGUGUUCGGAAGAGUCUGCAGCUUCCUGGCCAGUCCCGGCCUUUCCGCCUGCUGGGCUGGCUCCGAGGAGGAGCCUGUGCUGAAAUGCUGUCUCCCUUCCUCCUGUCUCCCAUUCCCGGCCAAACGAGGGCCCCUCGCCGAGCCAGGGGUGCGAACCUCACCUGCUCCCGUGGCCUCGGGGACCUGAGCCCAGAGGAAGGGGGAGUCUCACCCCCAUCACGGGCCCACCUGCACUGCGUGCACUUCGAUUCCUUCCUCCAUCUUAAAACGGGAGCCGCACAGCGCAGGCCCCGGCUCCGCCCCCACAGGCGUGGCUCCGCUCGGAGUUUUAAAGGGUUUUCAGUAACAGAUGUGUCACCUCCCUCUCCAGCGUUCACUAUGCAAAUUGUUUAAAGGAGAACCUUCCUGUCAGAGGCGUCUGUGCCGGUCUUGUCUCCGCUGCUGAAUAGAGAGUUGAGUUGUCUAAAGGGUCGUACAGAUUUUAAGUGUUCUCAUGGACUCGGAGAACCCCAGUGUCCCGGGUUAGAUGCACAGGCAGGCCGAGCGGGUCCUCCCCGCUGCGCUCCCGCCCCCGGCCUCCCUGCCACGCCUCCCCCUGCACCUUCUCCCGGGAUUAGGCAGGCUGACGCCUCAGCACCCGUUUGGACGAUGGGUCACAUUAGGCAGGAAAGCGGGGCCCGAGCGUCCGUGUGUUUUCUCUCGAUCGUUGCUGCCCUGGCUUCCUCCCGGCUUGGGAAUAGCCCCGUGCUGGGCCUGCCUGCCUCCUCCACCAGGGAGGGCCCGGCCUCCAGGGACCCAGGCGUGUCCUGUAUUGUGCCUCACAGCCUCUGGUUCCCGGCCCCGGGCUCAUCCUGGGUGGGCGGCUACGGCACGGCGGGCCCCGCUCGAGUGGGAGGGGCUGCGGGAUGUGGGCGGGUGCCCUUGCAGCCAGGGCACACCGGCGGGUCCGUGGCUGUUCUGAGGGCGGUGCGGGCGGGAGGCUGAGCGGGCGGUGCCGGAGAGGCCCUCGCUGGCUUUGCUCCAACGCCCUGGCUCGCCCGUCACCCCCGGCUCAGCCGUGCCCCUGCCACGCUCUUGGUCCACGUGAUGCUGGUGUCGGUCUGCUUUGGUGGCUGAGCAGCAGGGUUUGGGAAGGCUGCUCCGGUUCCGCCUGGCGUGGGCGGCCUCGCCGCGAUAGAGGAUGUGACGGGAACCCCACUUCCUGCGACGAGAGGUGACAGGAAGUGCUGCCAGCCCAGCAUGGCACCGCCUCUGAGAGGCCGCCUGGACCACGGUUGGCGAGCUCCCGGGCUUCUGUGUGCGCCCAGCUGGGCCUGCAGGGGGCCAGGCCCGGGCCGUUGGGGGGCGGGAGCCUGGUGCUCCCUCUGCCUCGAGCACUUUCCUCCGCUCAGUUCCUUCCUUCCUUCCUUCCCCGCGCUCCGGCACUUUCUCUCUGACGCGGCUCUGACAGGUGCGGGCCCUGAGUGGUGAUGGCGCCUGUCGGAAACCUCCGUCUUCCCUCUCCGUCCGCACCGGCCGGCGGCCCUCCCCGCAGGCAGGCGUCUGUGAAGGGGCAGCGGGCGGUGCGGGCUGGGGGGCUCAGGGCUCCCCUCCCCUGGACGGCUGCGAGGCUGGUUCAGUUCCUGUGGACCCUCCCCCGCCCCUUCUCAGGCAGAGAAAUAAAUGGUCUUAAAGGUAUUUAAGUAGCGAACCCCACACUGCGUUGUUAUUUAUUACCGAGAAACGUGAGUCUGGUUUUGAGAAGAGACCCAGAGGGAGCUGGGAGCCUCUGUGCAAUAGGCCUGCGCUGCAGCGGGUUCCUGUCGGGCUGUAAAGAGGUGUGUGUGCGUGAAACGCGCCUUUUGUAAAGGACCAAACGCUUUUAUAAAUGUAUGAGACAUAUCUUGCUCUUUGAAAUUUACUAGGAUUUUUAUGAGCCGUUUUUAUUAAAAGGUUCGCUUUUUUGG